Molecule: messenger RNA, 1695 nt
Organism: Miscanthus lutarioriparius
Lineage: Eukaryota; Viridiplantae; Streptophyta; Magnoliopsida; Poales; Poaceae
Source: the annotation of a GenBank genome assembly
AUGGCUGUUGGUGGAACUCAACCGGUCCUCAGGAAGUACCUAGGUGCCCUCAAGGACACAACGACUGUGAGCUUGGCAAAAGUGAACAGUGAUUAUAAGGAAUUGGACAUUGCAAUUGUCAAGGCCACAAACCAUGUUGAGCGUCCAUCAAAGGAGAAGUACAUAAGAGAAAUUUUUCAUUCCAUUUCUGCUGCUAGGCCACGAGCAGAUGUAGCUUAUUGCAUUCAUGCCCUUGCUAGACGUCUUUCGAAGACGCGGAACUGGGCGGUUGCGCUAAAGACAUUGAUUGUCAUUCAUCGUGCCCUUCGGGAAGUUGAUCCCACUUUUCGUGAAGAGCUUAUUAAUUAUGGCAGAUCUAGGUCCCAUAUGUUGAACAUGGCCUACUUUAAGGAUGACUCUAGUGCAGAAGCUUGGGACUAUUCUGCAUGGGUGCGCAUUUAUGCUUUAUAUUUAGAGGAGAGGCUUGAAUGUUUCCGGGUGUUGAAGUAUGAUGUAGAAACAGAUCCUCCGAGGACCAAGGAUCUUGAUACUGUUGCUUUGCUUGAUCAUCUGCCACCAUUGCAGCAACUCCUUUUUCGGCUUCUUGCUUGCCAGCCACAAGGAGCGUCGUCUUACAAUGUUAUAAUCCAGCAUGCACUCUCAAUGGUUGCUUUAGAGAGUGUUAAGAUCUAUACUGCGAUUAGCGAUGGAACAAUCAAUCUGGCUGACAAGUUCUUUGAGAUGCAAAGAAAUGAUGCUGUUAGGGCACUUGAUGUAUACAGAAGAGCAACUAACCAGGCUGAACGACUUUCAGAAUUUUAUGAAGUGUGUAAAACUAUACACAUUGGGCGUGGUGAGAAAUUCCUGAAGAUUGAGCAGCCUCCAGCAUCAUUCUUGCAGACUAUGGAGGAGUAUGUAAGGGAUGCUCCGACAGGUCAAAAAGAAAAGGCUGUACUAGCGAUAGAAUACAAAAAAGAACCAGAGGAGGAAGAAAAACCAGCUUCACCUCCUCCGGCUCCAGAACCAGAACCGGAACAAGAGCCUGAGCCAGAACCGGAACCAGUGAAAGAGGAAGCACCGGAAGCUGAACCGGAUUUGCUGGGUCUGAACGAACCAAACCCUGCUGCGACCGCAAUAGAAGAGCAGAAUGCUUUGGCGCUAGCGAUUGUUCCGAUAGAUGAUGUUCCGAAAGCUGCUCCUACCUUUGAAAAUGGAGUCACAGGCUGGGAACUGGCCCUUGUGACGGCACCAAGUUCAAACGAGACCGCCGUUGUCCCAAGCAAGAAACUGGCCGGUGGUCUGGACUUGCUGACCCUUGACAGCCUGUACAACGAGGCGAACCGGAGAGCGAGCCAGCCGGCAAGCUACAACCCCUGGGAGGCGACCCCCGCCGCGGCUGCCCCGAUGCUGACGAUGGCGCCGGCCAUGCACGAUCCGUUCUACGCCUCGAACGGGUACGCGGCGCCGCACGGCGUGCAGAUGGCGGCGAUGGCGCAGCAGCAGCAGGCCUUCAUGCUGCAGCAGCAUCAGAUGAUGACGAUGGCCCCGGCGCCGGCGCCGGCGCCGGUGGUCCACCACCCGAUGCAGGUGCAGAUGCAGCAGAACCCCGCGAACCCGUUCGGCAACCCCUUCGCGGCCGCUGGCGCGCACCCCUACGGCGCCGCCGGCAUGCCGCUCCACGCUGGCCCCGGCAACGUCUACACGGGGCUGAUCUAG